Molecule: messenger RNA, 4593 nt
Organism: Heterocephalus glaber (naked mole-rat)
Lineage: Eukaryota; Metazoa; Chordata; Mammalia; Rodentia; Bathyergidae
Gene: Pofut3
Product: protein O-fucosyltransferase 3
Cellular component (GO): Golgi membrane
Molecular function (GO): alpha-(1->3)-fucosyltransferase activity
Source: RefSeq, a predicted model, not a curated record
CACCCGCCAGCGCCUGGUUGUCAGCGCCCGCCCGCCCAGCUUCCGUCCCGUCAGUGCGCGCUAUGGGUCCACGCGCUGCGAGCUAGAGGAUCGCGCGGAGCCUCUGGAGCGCCAAGGCUGGGUGUUUCCUGUCCUCGGCCCUGGGACAGGCAGUGAGCUUCGGAGAGGAUUUGUUGAUGCCUUCUUGCCUGAAGAGUCUCCAGCUGCUCUGAUGAUGGCUUAGGAAGAUUGCAUGCUGCUCCUUCUCCAUGCCAUGCCAGGCCCACUUGGAGCUGCAGAUCUCAGUCCUUCAUGGAGACCAGGUCCCAGCAGGAAUGUCAGUGUAGGAAAUUGGCACCCAGAUGGCUCCUCCACGUGAAGUCGUCUCGCGCUGUGGGCUGACUCGAGGACACCUGGUGUCCAGGCCUGCCCUCUGUCAGUCACCCGAGGCAGGGCGGCAUGGUGCGCAUUCAGAGGAGGAAGCUCUUGGCACCCUUCCUGUGCAUGACAGCUACUGUCUUUCUGCUUGUCACACUCCAGGUUGUGGUUGAGCUGGGGAAAUUUGAAAGGAAGACGUUUAAAAACUCCCACUUGCAAGAUGGACAGGAAAAGGUGGAAGAGGAGUCCAAACAGCUCAAUGUAUUCUUUAAGAAAGAAGCACUGACCUUGAAUAGGAAGAAAAAGUUGGAAGUUGAUGGCCACCCCAUCAUGCUGUGGUGGUCCCCACUAACUGGGGAAACUGGACGGCUGGGCCAGUGUGGAGCGGAUACUUGUUUCUUCACAAUCAACCGGACCUACCUACAUCACCCCAUGAUGAAAGCAUUCCUCUUCUAUGGUACCGACUUUAACGUAGAUAGCUUACCUCUGCCUCGGAAAGCCCAUCAUGACUGGGCCCUUUUCCAUGAAGAGUCUCCAAAAAACAAUUAUAAGCUCUUUCAUAAGCCAGUCAUCACCUUGUUCAACUACACAGCCACUUUCAGCAGGCAUUCCCACUUGCCACUAACUACCCAGUACCUGGAGGGCAUAGAUGCCCUGAAGUCACUCCAAUAUGUAGUUCCUUUGUCCUCCAAAAACAACCUAAGAAGAAGACUUGCUCCACUGGUGUAUGUACAGUCAGACUGUGACCCGCCGUCAGACAGGGACAGCUAUGUCCGUGAGCUAAUGACUUACAUCGAGGUUGAUUCCUAUGGUGAGUGUUUAAGAAAUAAAGAUCUCCCUCAGCAGCUGAACAAUCCAGCUUCUAUGGAUGCUGAUGGCUUUUAUAGGAUCAUAGCCCAAUAUAAGUUUAUCCUUGCUUUUGAGAAUGCAGUUUGUGAUGACUACAUCACGGAGAAGUUCUGGAGACCACUGAAACUUGGGGUAGUCCCUGUGUAUUAUGGGUCCCCCAGCAUCAUAGAUUGGCUUCCAAGUAACAGAAGUGCUAUUCUUGUAUCAGAAUUCUCUCACCCCAGAGAACUGGCAAGUUACAUUAAACGAUUGGACUAUGAUGACAGAUUGUACGAGGCCUACGUAGAAUGGAAGCUGAAGGGUGAGAUCUCUAACCAGCGACUUCUGACAACUCUCAGGGAACGGAAAUGGGGAGUGCAAGACAUCAACCAGGACAAUUACAUUGAUGUGUUUGAGUGUAUGGUGUGCAGCAAGGUGUGGGAUAACAUUAGGCUACAGGAAAAGGGCUUACCACCCAAAAGAUGGAAGGCAGAAGUGACCCACCUGAGCUGCCCAGCGCCCACCAUGUUUGCCUUCUCCUCAGCCUCUCAGUGCCCUCAUUGCCCUCAGGCUCCACGGGGGAACACCAUGCGAGACAUGUGGAUACCAAGCUUCCAACAAUCCAGAAAAGAAGCCCAGGAACUGAGGUGGCUGGUUGAUAGGAAUCAAAAUUUUUCAGCUCAAGAGUUUUGGGCCCGAGUGUUCAAGGACUGAUUUCAAAAUGCAUUAGAGUGUCACGGACUGGAUGAGGAUUAUUUUUUAGAUUGCCUUAAUAUUUGAAAAUAAUAGCUAUUUUGGUGACUACCUUGAGGAUAACAAUUAAUUGCUGCAGUUAUCAUAAUGAGCCCUAUCAAAUAAUAGAUAUGAAUUAUCCUUACAGGUUGCCUCCAUUUUUUUAUACUUUUAAAAAGUGAAUAUUUUUGAUGGACGUUGGGCACCUCCAGGUCACAUGUGUAGACUCACGCACUUGCUGCCUUUUGUGGAAAUUCACCUAAUGCACAGUGGGUGUUUUCCUUGCUGCAAUAGAACUAGAAGAUCUAGCUGUGGAUUUUGGGGUGCUCUUCUCACUAUCAGCAGCACGUUGGUGUUUGGCAAGCCCAGUGUCUCACUGCUGAGCAUGAACGUGAAGUGCAUUAGAACUUGGCAAUGAAAGAGUCCAUCUGUUUGCUUCCAGGGAUGUAAGUAAGAAAAGCUUAUCUGUCCAGCUUAUCUGCUAUCUACUCUUUAGCAAUAAAUAAAAUAAUAAUACCUGACAAGUCAAAAGAACAUAUGCAUAUCUGCCUUCUCUAUGUUCUCAGCCAUGUCUUUAGCCUGUUUUAUGUUCACCUUGCCCAGUGGCUUGCUCCCAUUUCUCCUCCAUAGUGGAAGUCCUUUAGAGAUGUAACUCCUCUGUGUUUUUUUGUUUUGUUUUGUUUUUGGAGACAGGGUCUCACUGUGUAGCCUAGGCUGGCCUUGAACUUGUAGUCCUGCCUCAGCCUCCUGAAAGCAUACAUCAUUAUAACUGCCCUCCUUGUGCACUUUCAUCAGUGAAAUGUUGUAGAUUAUUCCUUAUAUAGAUGAGUAAUAAUAAUUGUCUGAUUGGAUCUGGCCAGCUUGUAGGUUUUGAUCAAUGUAAGAGGGGAAAUGAACACCCCCAGGUGGUUUUAUGUUGAAGCUAAUUUGUCUCUAGGAUAAUGCACAGCCCAUCCUGAUGGGCAGCCCAAGGUGUUCUCUUUGAACAUUUCCCACUUUCUGAUUCUAUCAGAGAUGAGGUUCAUCUGUCUUGUCUGAGGCAUCUCCUGGAGGUCCACAAAGGACAAAGAAAAACAACACUGGCUCACAUUUUCUUUCUGUGCAAUGGUGAGGUGACUUCUAUGUGACACUGCAGGCUGUUGCCACCUGGUGUGUCAUGGCUUCCAUAUUCUGUACUGAGGAAAAGCACAAGCCACAGAGGGCACCCAGAGGACAUGGCAUAAAGGGAAAUUUCAGAAUGCUCCCGUGACUCCAGGUCCCUUUUAUUGCCCACCAAUGCCACUGUCGUGCCUGACAUGGGCAGUGUCUUCUCUACAUAGCCGUCUCUCUGGCCAUGGUAGCCAGCAUGUGAGAAAAGAGGGCCAAGCCUGCACAUCCUUUAGAAGUAGAAAUGACCAUGUUGCUGGGCAUCUGUGACUGGGUUCCUCCCAAGCCCAGAUCUGCCAUUAACUAAAUGUGAUCUUGGACAAAUGUCUUAACCUCUCUGGGCCUUAGCUUUUGCAUCUAAAAAGAAAUGAUUGGGGCUAGACUUUCACAUUGUUUUUGUGUAACAUUCUUUAAUUUUUCAUCAAAGUUUAAGAUGUUUAAUAUUGUAGGUUUUUUAUUGCUAAGACAGUAACAAACUAACUCAGAGCAACUGGGGUGUACUUACUGGGUAGUAUUGGGGAUGGAGGGGACUAUUUCUCUGAAAUAAAGUAGAAAAGCUUAGAAAGGGGGAUUGUUUGUUAAAAGCUAGGUUUUAAAUUGUAUACUAAAUGAAGUGGGCUACUUUCUGCACAUCAAAAGAAAGCACACAGGAUCAUUUUUGCCUGUGACAAGAUAGCAUAGUAGCUUCAGUUCUUCUGCAUAAAUGCCUCAAACAUAUAGUCAUGGUGUAGACACAACAUGCAUGUCCUAUUCCUCCAUGUUUCAUGCAGUCUUGUUCCAUUCUCCUUCUUUAUCAAGAGUUCAUAGGUAAAAUUUUUCCCAAAUUUGUUUGAAGCAUAUAUCCAUGAACAUAUUUAGUGAAACAAAAUUGUCAAUUAUUUAAUACAGAAUAAAAAUUUUAUAAGGAAGGAGAAUGGAAAAGAAGGAGUACCAUGGACUUUAAAAUGGUAUAUAUUUCAAUGAAAGUAAAUUAAAGGUGCACUGGGAUUCUGAGUACCCGCAGAUUGGAGACUUGACUUUUUUGCUUAGCAUGUUCAUCAUCUGCAGCAGGGUUUUCAUAGGUAAAAUGAUGCCUUCUUGUCUCUGACAGCUGCUGUUAGAAGUGUGUCCUCAUGGAAUAGCAGGAUUCUUGGUAUAGCAAAUGAGAGCUGUGCUUUUCCAAUGCUUUAGUAUAUUUUGUCUGGGUUUGCCAGCCCCAUCAUAUCAUAUCUUUUUCUUUACCUCACUGUCUCCAUUUGUGAAACGGGGUUAAGCCAAUGACCUGCCUCACAGGGCUGUUGUGAGGAAUGACUCAUGGGUGUGAACAGCUUUGUGCAGUGCGACAUUUUGUUUUGUGCUUCAGUACAUUUCACUUGAAUUGUUCUCAAGGAUAAAUUUUCAAAGCAAUAUGACAAGGUAGACAGAAAUCUUUACAGAACUAUUGGAGAAAAUGAUUGCUAAUGCUAAUCAAGAGUCUUCACCUGUUCACCUGAAAAUGGAGAUAACUUUGACUUUUAAUCGUGUAACAAAUCUAAUAUUUCAAGACCUAAA